Messenger RNA from Cladophialophora immunda, 411 nucleotides. RefSeq lists its product as uncharacterized. The transcript has a single exon. NCBI's taxonomy places the organism in Eukaryota, Fungi, Ascomycota, Eurotiomycetes, Chaetothyriales, Herpotrichiellaceae. The record is from RefSeq and is a predicted model, not a curated record. The coding region runs from base 1 to 411 and encodes 136 amino acids.
AUGCCGCAGAAGGAGCACAGGACCGCACCACAGCCGAGGGGAUUCGGCAAUACAUUUCGGGCUAUCACGAUGGUAGAAUUAAUAUCAGCUCCAUGUUCUGUUCGGUUUUCCGUUGGACUUCAUGAUUCCGAAAAGAUGGUUGGAAGAGGGCUAAGAGGAGAUAACAGCUUUUGGAAAGGGAGGUCCGAGUCAUCGAUUCAGUUUGGCUUGCAAUGUUCGAGCUGGUGGCCUCGUUCCGAGCACAGUGAAAUGAUGAUCGGAGGAAGAAAAAGUAUGCCGUCUUACGAAAAGGGUUUCAUGUAUGAGUGCUCUCCAGAUGUGUACGCCAUGCCACGAGCGGGGGUUUUGUAUUCGUUCUGCUGUGUAUGGAAGGGAUGGACUGAGCAGCGCCACGGGACAGAGUCCGUUUAG